Messenger RNA from Colletotrichum destructivum, 2034 nucleotides. RefSeq lists its product as uncharacterized. Lineage: Eukaryota; Fungi; Ascomycota; Sordariomycetes; Glomerellales; Glomerellaceae. The transcript has a single exon. The record is from RefSeq and is a predicted model, not a curated record. Bases 502 to 1644 code for a protein of 380 amino acids.
UAAGCCCCUCUCCCCUCUUUCGCCGCACGGUAUCUCUUCUCCCCCGUCGUUUUCGAAGUAUUACCUUACCCGACUCCAGCCCAUCACUGUUUGUACGGCAACAUGAGCAGAGAAUACUCGCGCACCUCUCCUGUAUCAGACACUGGCUUUUAUAUCUCGCUUCUUUCCCUUUCUCCGAAUUCCCCUCCCCAAACGGAUCACCCCCCGGGCGCUUGAAACCAACAGAACCACAACAAAUAAAGCAAGAAAAACGCAUGCCUUUCUUCAGCUAGUGCUACCAAGAAAGCCAUUAGACAGAUACACAGGCGUACACAGCCUUGCGACCGACCGACAUACAGACAAGCGCAGGCUUGUUUUGUAUCUUGCUCACAUCUCCACCGCCGUGUGUCACUUCGGCAGAAUUAAACCAUAGUCUGGGAUUACACCAUCGACUCUGAGUACUGUUGGUUCCUACUCGGAUCUACCGCCACACUUCGUAUCGCCACGCGUUCUCGAUUCAGAAUGCAAGAGACAACGAAUCAAGCCAAGCCGACGCCCACGCGCCGUCGUCAGGGUCGGGGCGCUGGCGGUAAGGCUACCGGCCAGAAGAUGUACGCAUCCGAAAAUGACGUGGCCAGCGUCUCCAACCUCGCCCACGAGCAAAACAGCCAUCCUCAUACCCCUCAAAAGUCGUACUCUGGCUCUCCCGAGCCGCAGUCCGGUACUGGUAACCAGACUGGCUCCAAGCAACGCUCGCGUAACAAACCCCGAACCAGGAAUACCAAUCCCAACACAGUAGCCUCACCCGAAGUCACUCGCCAGAACCGCCACUCGACCCCUCAGAACAUCCCGGUCAAUGCUAAGCCAACAGCAGCCGCUGCCUUUGCCGGCGCAACAUUUCAUGCGUCGCCUGCUCCGUCGGCUCUACCAAUGCCCAGCUUCUACUCGAAAUCGAUUCCUGAAUCUCCGGGUCCGAGGCAGGACGCCCAGCAACAGACGUCCCCUCCCCCCACCGAUCGGGAGCGCCCUACACCGCAGCAUCCGGCGACCGCACCUAGGGCCCGCGAGUCGCCCCUUGACGCUAUUUUCAGGGCAGACAGAGCUGAGAGGGAAAAGGCCCGGCGGUCCAGUUCUCUCCAGUCAUCCGCUCAGCCAGACGGUUCCGAAUCCCCUGGCGUUCCUUCGCCAAGGGACAGUCACAAUAGCCCUUUCGUCCCCAAGCCUUUCAACACUCACCCUGGGCACCGCAUGCCCAUUCAGCGGUCGUCUAGCGGUAUCUCGACAGCGGAGCUCGACGGAUAUUCCGGAAAGUCUCUUGGCCCUGCCUUCUCGACACCAUACCAAGAUCGCAUCCGCGCUGCUCGCGGCACUCACAGCCAGUCGCCAAACGGGCCCAGAGAUCUACAAACCCUACCCGUAGAAGACCGUUCUGAGGCCUUGAAGAAAUAUCUAUUUGGAGCUAAAGGUCCAGCGCCGUCCCCUCAACCGUCAGCUCCAGGUCCCCCGGCUCAGUAUGUCCACAACGGCUUCAUGGGAAACAACCCUGAACCCCAAGGUGGUCACUCUGCCGACUUGCGCGCGAUGGAGGACAAUUUGCGCCGUAUUCUCAAACUCGAAUCUCCAAUGGCAACCGCUAACUCGGGAGAUCGCCCUCUGUACUCCUGAUCGGCCGGUGUGCGUGUAUUGCGACAAACCAAAAUCCAGUCGUGCUGUUGAUCUUCUCAGCAAGACACUGGCUUGGUUGAAGUCGAUGGCAUGGAAUAGGAGUUUAUAAGUUUGCUAUCUGAUGAUUGUUUUGUACUGCCUUGCUGGGUGUCUAAAAGGUUGUGUUCAGCAGCGGGCGGCCGAUUGUCUUAGUUGCCGACCUGAGAUUCAACUUGAUACCCGAAAGCGACAUUGAUGUUUUCUUCAGUUAGGACAAUUUCAAAUUCCUUUUCCAUAUGGUGUUGUUUUGCUGUUGUCACCAGUCUCGGCCUUUCGGCCGGCUGCUAGAUCCCAAUCCUACAAAUUGCGCGGGAUGUUUUCCGCUAUGCCACAUCAUAUACUGCGGGACAU